This is a messenger RNA of Dalotia coriaria, 6683 nucleotides long. It is a transcript of the gene cyst, whose product is annotated as rho guanine nucleotide exchange factor 18 cysts. The transcript is spliced from 23 exons. Gene Ontology annotation, molecular function: guanyl-nucleotide exchange factor activity. NCBI's taxonomy places the organism in Eukaryota, Metazoa, Arthropoda, Insecta, Coleoptera, Staphylinidae. The record is from RefSeq and is a predicted model, not a curated record. Bases 581 to 4918 code for a protein of 1445 amino acids. Gene Ontology annotation, biological process: regulation of Rho protein signal transduction.
GUGGAAGUCGGUGGAAGUCAUGCAUUAAAUGGCAACAAGUGGCAGAGAAUCAGAAAGGAACAUUAGUCGGUGUAACGUCGAUCGUAUCGCAAUUCGCUCAGUAUGAGACUUGCAGCGAACUUAAGUUCAGUGCGUGUGCGUGUACAAGUCGUGCUAACGUAGCGCGUUUUCGAUCCGCUCAUGCGCCCGAAAAUCUCGUGCAAUUUUCGAAGUACUCAACAAAACACAGCGUAACAUUGCAAGGCGACAGCGUUCAUAGCGGACUUCUCCAUAGCGCGCCUAGCGGUUUCGUAAGCCCAUUCUUCUUGUGCCUUUAAUGUGUGCAUGUUUGUUGUGUGUUCGGCUAACAGCGCAUAGUUAAUGAAAUGGAUUUUUACCCGCGACGCUAGAAUUCGUGAGUGCGUGCGACGUGUGGUGUCGGCGUUCAACGACGCUCAACAACGUGAAAAUGUAGUUAUAGUUAACAUUGGUGGUCGAACAACAACCAACGAUUUGGAAGUAUAAUUCCUGCGUCGUUCUUCGGCUUUGACUUCGACGGCCAGCGUGAGUUACCCGCAUCAAAUGAUCAACGGCUGCUACGAUGGAUCGGCAUAUCGAGGAACAAUUAAUCGGACUGUCUUCGGAUGAAGGUGGGCAGAGCGGAGGAGAGCCGGACAGCGACGAAGACGUCAUUACCGAUUAUCAUCUCGGCGAAAUGCUGCCGCGGCCGGUGCCUCUUCCGACCAUCAGCGUCACGCCGCACUCGCCCGCGAACAAAUCCUAUCCGGUGCUCGAGGACAGCCUGCAGCAGGUCAGAGAUUUGCACGACACCGUGCAGCGAAUGAGAGAUGUGACCGCGCUCAAUGUUUAUGUAGCGAACACGAAGCAUUUCACGGCGAGCACUCUUAAUCCUCUAUUGGCUCAUGUGGCACGUCUCAGUGCGAGCUGUCCGACUCUCAAUGAAGCGGUGCCUGAAUUAGAAACUCUUGGGGGCUCUUUGGGGUCUUCACCCUUGCAUCAGCCGACUAGUAGAAAAGGGAGCGCUACUCAAGACUGGCUAUGUCAACCGGAUCCACAGCGGCGGCGAUCAUGGACGGCGUUGGAGGAUCUGACAGGUACCAAGGAGAAAGUCAAACAUCGGCAGCGGAGGUCUUCCGUUUUCAGCUGCUCGCUCAGCAGCAUGGAGUCGGAGGCGGACGAGUCGUCGCUCGUUGAUAUUGUCGAUGGCAGCACCACGCGUCUACUGGGUACUGAAAGCAGCGUCAAUCAUCGGCGUGGCACGCGAAAUGGCGGAGGCGCCAGCACGCAUUCACUCAAUGAGGCUGAUUUACAAAGCGACUUCAUCAAAGUGAAGGCGAAAUGCGAGGCGGAGCAGCUCCGAUUGUCGCCGAUUCGGCUUCCCUUGCAGAAAUCUGUGUCGACGCCGUCGAUCAUCGCCGUACGGGACUUGGCGCCGGAGCCGGCAUUAGCGGGGGCGCAACCUACGCUGCCAAUCUUGGUGUGUAGGGGCAGACCGAGCUGCACGGAAUCGGAAACCGAAGAGGAAGGUCGCGCGUCGCAUCAUACACGUUUCGAUUCCCAUCAGUCCGCAUCGAAUCUUCAUCAUGCUUUGUACGAACAUCACUCGGAAAAAACGAGAAGAAAACGAGGCAGUAUAUUUUUCCGAAAGAAAAAGGAUAAAAGCAAGAAGGUUACCCAUCAGUGGAUAUCGGCAUGCUACGGAUCGUCGCACAACUGUGAUUACUGCAAUAAACCCUUGAGCAACAAACCGGCGCUGUAUUGCGAAAAUUGCACGACCACGGUGCAUCAAAACUCGUGCAAAGAUCACAUCGCAGAGUGCAAUAAACCGAGCAAGAGCUCCAAGAACUCGAAAAGCAUCGCCAAUUUUGCUGUGACGAAUUUGACGAACCACAAAGGCGGACCCCUGUCCAAACGCAGUUCAGGAUCGUUCAGUGGCAGUAAUCCAGUACCAAUAAAUAGGAGGAACCAACUAAGCUACUCGCCUUGGCGUAGGGUGGCAACGAAAUUGGGAGUUAACCAAAUAUUGUCGGACGAUAAAGAUGGUGAUCACGUUCACUGCGAUUCAACAAAUUUUAAUGACGAGGCUCCUUUAGUGCCAUUGGAAUUCCUAUCCGAUGCUCAAAUAAUCGCUGCUGAUCUGUGCUCAGACUUGAGUUUAGGAUUGCAUGAGAAUGAGCCCGAUUCGUGGACGCCACACGUCGGCAAAGAACUGGCAAAAAAACUCAAGGAGAAGGAAGUCAAAAGACAAGAACACAUUUAUGAAUUCAUUCUCACAGAAAAGCAUCAUUGUAUGACAUUGUUGGUAAUGCAAAAGAUUUUCAUGGAUGGUUUGCAAAAGUAUUUUAAUUUAGGUACAAAUUUAGAGCGCAUGUUUCCACGUUUAAAUGACUUGAUCGAUUUGCACUUGAAUUUGUUGUCGAGGCUGCGGCAGCGUCAGCGCGAGGCACCGGUUGUUUCCUCGAUCGCCGACAUACUUCUGGAUGAGUUUUCCAACCCACGCGCCGCUCGAUUAAAGUCAGCGUACGGCGAAUUUUGCAGCCGGCAUCGGGAUGCCGUCGAACUGUACAAAGGCUACAUGCAAAGUGAUCCACGCUUCGGACAAUUCGUUCGACAUUGUCAGCAGAAUCCGUUGCUCAAGAAGAAAGGCAUACCGGAGUGUAUUUUGUUCGUGACUCAAAGGCUGACCAAGUAUCCUUUGCUCAUCGAGCCGUUGAUUAAAACUAGCAAAGAAAACAAACCGGAACAGGAGGCUUUACAGCGUGCGCUAGCACUAGUGAAGGAAAUAUUGGUUGAAGUGGACGCCCAAGUGGCCGAAAAGGAAAAGGAGGACAGAAAGUUGGAAAUCUACAACAAAAUUGACGCCAAAUCGCAUACAAUACACCGAGAGAAUAAGUUUAAAAAGUCAGAUAUAUUACAAGGCAACCGCGCGUUGCGGUUUGAAGGUGUCGCAAUGUUGAUGCAGGGUCGUGGAAAGAUGCAAGUUGUUCUAGUUAUUGUGCUCUCCGACGUCUUGUUCUUCUUGCAGGAAAAUAAUAAUAAAUAUACUUUUUUCACACCCGACAAUAAGGCUGGUGUUGUAUCGUUGCAAAAACUGUUAGUCCGUGAGAAAGCGGGUCAAGAGUCGAGAGGAAUCUAUCUCAUUUCGUCGAAUCCUGCCGAUCCCGAAAUGUUUGAACUUAAAGUUCACAAGCCAAAGGAUAAACAAAUAUGGAUCAAUGCAAUAAGAAACGCGGUUCAAAACUGUCCGGAAGAUGAAGAGGAAUCAUCGGCAAUGACGACGGAGGAGAAACAGAGUUUGCUUAACAUCAAGCAAACACAAAUUCGGCAUUUAUCAGAUUCUGAUGUGGAUAUCGAAGGUUUAUUGAGGCAAAAGGACAUCGAGCAAGCAUUGCUUUUAGAAGAGAAGAUGUCACUGCAAUUGAGGCUUUUGGCAGCGGCGGGAAUAGAUCCACCUUCGCCACCUUCAUAUCGCCACUUGGUGAGCGAAAAUGCUGAUACGAAUCAGAUGUGGAAGGAUGUGUUAACCGCCGUGCAUGAGGUCAGUCAGCUUGCGAGCGUAUUAUUCAGGACGGGGACGAACUUAUCACGCAGCGUUAGUUCGGCUGGUGAGCACCAAAGCGAGACUUACGUUUCGCCGAUUUUGCCUAAACGUGCCGAAACUUUCGGCGGCUACGACAAUUCGAACCAAGGUCCAUUAAAACUAUUGGGCAGAAAGUUGCAACCCUCCGGCGUUUCGACGCCAGCUAAUCCCGAUCUGGAAAACUUGAAGCCCGGUGAUACACGACUUUUCGAGAGAUUGCCUUAUCGGAAUUGCGUACUCUCGGCGCCACCUCCGAUGACAAACGGGAAUACUCCGAGCGUGGGCGAGAACGUGCAACAGGAAUCGCUUUUGAUACUCGGACGAGAACAACAAUACGCCGCAAUACAAUUAUCUCACUACGUGUACACGUUGCUGUGCAUUAUUUCGCAAUUGAUGACUACGAAUGAAAGUUUGCAGGCGCAUAUGAUGACAAUGAAAGGCGGUGAUAAGCAUUACAAACACAAUCAGCAACUAGAGGAGCUACGUAAUUUGCAAGAUAAACUCAGUGGCGAGAAAGCCGCAUGGGCUGCCAACAAGGAGCAAGAGGCGAAAGAAUUGGAUGAAAAGCGCGGAGAAUUAUUAAAACUCCAGGAGCAAAUACGCGCUGAUCAGAGCGAUAUUGCACAGCAACGUGAACAAUUGUAUAGAAAGAUGGAGGUAUUAACUAGUCAGGGUCUCUUGAUUUCGCCCAACGUGGCACUGCCCGUUACGGCACAACUUGAUGACUCCAGCACGCACAGUUCCGAGGAAAGUAGUCCUCAAUCCGACAGUUCGGCUGCGAUCACCGGCGCUGCCAGCAGUGGAGGCAGCACACAUUCGACAACCGAACGACGUAAAGAUCCCAAAUGGAUCAAAGGUUCCUCUACAAUAAAAGCCCAUCUACCAUUGAACCUCAUUAGUACGACAAAUCAGCAGAAAGUGUCUGUGCCAAUCAAGCAGCAAAUUCCUUUUAAACUUUCAUCCAGGUUUAGUGUAGGCGGCAACUCGACUGUAUCAUCGCCGCCUGGUCACCAAAUGCUACCCUUAAAGCUGUGCCAAGACGAGAAGGUGCGCCGUUCUAGCACCGGCUAUCAAAGACUAGGAAGCGAUAGCUUUAGUCCACCAUCGGGAGAAACAACACCCACCACGACGCAUUCACAUAUACGAACCGGUUCAUCUCCAGCCAUGAUGCAAGCGUCGCCUCCUCAUUCCUCCGGCACGACCGCGACCUCCUCUACCAACUACGCCGCGAGCGGACCCAAGGCGACACGUACCAACACGUAUCCAAAGCUACCAGACAAAUAUAAGGUAAAAAACGAUCAGCAGCAGCCUGUCGAUGAAGAAGUUAUAUACUUUUGACGCAUCACGUGUUAGUCGCCCUACUGCACGUGCAGAACUCAACCAUGAUAUCAAACAGAAACAAUCAAACAUGCUGUUGACACUUUUUAUUUGAAAGAGAAUGAUGAUUUUUUUAUAUAUCUAUAUUAAUGACGUUAAACUUACUCAGUAUUCAUUCAUAAUUCUGAUUUUUGCAUUUAUAUAUUCGGUCUUCCACAUUCUGCAUUGUACUUAAUAUGUUGCUAGGAAAGCACUGCUCAGACUUGGAAGCAUUGCAACCAAAAUGAGUGCCAAAAAUCACUGCGCUUUGCAUUUCCGAAUCAAAAACACACACUCAUUGCGCUAGCAUUACUCGAAGAUAAUUUUAAUUGAUAAAACAAAGUAUUUUUAUGACUAUUGGUUUGCAAUGCUUCGCCUGUUCCUCUUACUUGUGACGUCAAAACUAGUUUUCCGGUUGUUUAUCGACUUUUUUUAAGACGUAACAUUGAGAUAUAACAUUAUUUAGUAAUAAAUGAAAAAUAAAUGUACUCAAUCUUAAGACAAUACACUAGUUAAUUGUUGUAGUAAUAUCUCUUUGGAAACAUGUAUGUAGUUGCAAGUUAUUAACGAUUUACCUGAUCACUGCAGAGCAGAGCGUAAUUCUUCGAAAAUUGUUAAAACAGAGUUGGCGACGGCGUAGGCUUAAAAGGAGAUUAUGUAACAGCAGCGUGUAUGAGUUUUCGAUUAAAUGUGUAAUGAAUGCAAAGCAAAUAUAUUAAAAGUAUUGUAAUUAUGAAGAAGUACUUACUAAAAAUACGGUUGUUAAUUAUUUAUUGUUGAUCAGAUGUUUGAACAUAAUAAAAAAAAACAUGCAUUACAUAUAUACACCGCGUCCCUUUUGCGUAAUUUCAUUGCAACAAUGCAAUUGUGUGUGAUAUUGGUUGUUGUUAUAGGAUGCAAUUAUUCGAAAGGGAUCUAAUAAAGGGCCUACUUAAAUCUAGGUGUAUUUUCAUGUAUCGACUACAUAUAUAAAGAAAAGAAAAAGUGAAAAAAAAUCAAGUAUCAUAUUUUUAUAAAUAAUUAUCUCUAUUUCCAUUUCUCAUAUUAACGAUGAUAAUAUGCAUAAACAAUAAUGUUUCCUCUUUAAUGUGUUAUGUUAAUACAAAAUUCGAUAAAUCAUAUUCAUAAUGAAUACUAGUUAAAUAUUGAUAGUAGAAGAAAAUUCGACUGAUACUUUAAACGCCUCACCAAGCUGCAAUCACUCUAAUUGAUCAUCGACUCACGUUGUUAAGUUGCAUAAGAUUUGCGAAAUCCAGAGUAUUUUCAACAUGCAACUGAUGCGCCUUGAAUCUUACUAGCUUUACAAUGUACGCUCACACACAGUGUAGGCAUGCAUAGCUAAGUUUUACUUUUUGUGACUUUUUUCGACGCAGUACUUACUUCAUUUACUGUAUACUGCACAUACAUUAUUAUCUAGCAUGAUAUGUAUCAUGAAUUAAUUGAUAUGAAUGUAUAUAGAAUAUUUUCAUUGCACCUAUUAAUUGUAUAUAACAAUGUAGCCCAAAUUUCAUUUGUAUGUACCCGAAAGAUAUUCAAGUGAGUGUUGGCGAUAAACGGUAUUAGUUUGACCAUUUAACAAUUCGAUCAAAUGUUUAGUGUUUGGUUUUGAAUCCAGUUCUUAAUUACCUAAUCAAAAUGUAAACACAAUUAUGAAUUGUAAUUAUUAAGGUAUUUAUUUAUGUCGAUAUGAAAAUUUAAAAAUUUAUGAUGAUAAGAAAUGGCAAAAAAAUAAAAUAUUCUAAAAUCA